AUGUCGAUGCGGGCCACGACGUGCUCGAUCUGGGAGAGGAUGGUGUUGAUUUUUGAUAGGCAAGCUCAAUUUCGAAUACAUUUUAGUUUGGCUGAGGCAUCAAUUCAGUGGGGAAAUCAUCGAUUUUGUAGGGAAGAUGGAUCUGUGGUGGUAUCCGAUUCAGCAGGCCAACGUGUAUACGAGGCUGCAGUGCUCAUCGAAGUAUGGUUUGUUGCUUCCCUGAGCUGGACUUCGAUUUGUGCUUAUCCGACGCGUGCCCCGAACUCAACUGCUGUUUCGUCGACCUCGAGAUACCAGUGGAUGAGGCAGAGGGCGGAGGAGACGUGCAAGGAUCAAAUUCCUGCUGCCCUGGAGACACUGCGACCUACAUCUUCAUGGGAGAGAGGGGCUGCUUCUGGGCAGGAAGAGGAUCCUGUUUUGCUUGGCGGACGAGGAGAUGGCAAAGUGGAAUGCCAGGUACAGGGAGAAGUUUGGCUUCGUGUUUAUGAUUUUGCGCCUCUGGGAGGACUGCACCUGAGCCUGGCUGAGCUUAAGGUACAGGGAGAAGUUUGCUCUAGGAUCAUGCUGAAAUGUGCUUAUUAUGAAGUGUAUGCUACCCAAAUUCUCUACCCUUGCAUGCAAUGUGCUGAUAUAUUUUUCUUGAAGGCAAGUAUUUAUCGUGCUAUUGCAUUCCAUGGUGGACAGGUUGUUGAAGCUACACUUAUUUCUAGAAUACAAAGAUUGGAGCAGAGACUAAUGAAAAUUGAGCCUCAUGUGGCUACAUUGCUAGAAGUUCUACCAAAUUGA
Messenger RNA from Miscanthus lutarioriparius, 786 nucleotides. NCBI's taxonomy places the organism in Eukaryota, Viridiplantae, Streptophyta, Magnoliopsida, Poales, Poaceae. The record is from the annotation of a GenBank genome assembly.